GGAGGCGUUGGCGCAUCGCACUGCUGCUGCUGCUGCUGCUGCGGCGCCACAAACCGGCUGUCCUGCACCGACACGGGGCUUCGCGACGGACACCGUUCACCGAGCGCACCGACAGAGAGAGAGAGUCGCUCCUGUGUCUGCAGCUGAACUUCAAAAGGUUUGAACCCUCGCCAGCUUCGACAUGAUCAAGAACGGACAUCACCACCACCAGCACCACCAGCACCAGCAGCAGCACCACCAAGUGAACGCCGCGGCCGGUAAAGACGCGGGCACGACCCCCGGCGCUGCGGCUUGCAGCCCCGAGAAGAGGAGGAGGAGAAUCCGGCUGUGGUGCGACGGCUGCUAUGACAUGGUCCAUUAUGGCCACUCCAACCAGCUGCGACAGGCGAAGGCCAUGGGAGAUUACCUCAUCGUUGGAGUACACACGGACAGCGAGAUUGCCAAGCACAAGGGUCCGCCGGUCUUCACCCAGGCAGAGAGAUACAAGAUGGUGCGGGCCAUAAAAUGGGUGGACGAGGUCGUGGAAGGAGCCCCUUACGUCACCACCCUCCAGACCCUGGACAAGUACAACUGUGACUCCUGUGUGCACGGAGAUGACAUAACACUAACGGUGGACGGGAAAGACACGUAUGAGGAGGUGAAGAAGUCGGGGCGGUACAGGGAGUGUAAGCGAACCCAGGGAGUUUCCACCACAGAUCUGGUUGGCAGGAUGCUGCUGAUGACCAAAGCACAUCACAGCAACAUUGAUAGUUCAGACUACCAGCAGCACACGGACAACUUUGGAAAGGGGUCACAUGGUCAGAAGGGCCGCAGUCCCUGGACGGGGGUGUCUCAGUUCCUGCAGACCUCACAGAAGAUCAUCCAGUUUGCUUCAGGCCAGGAGCCUCAACCCGGAGACACCAUCAUCUACGUGGCGGGAGCCUUUGACCUCUUCCACAUCGGCCACGUGGACUUCCUCGAAGCAGUGCACAAGCUCGCCGAAAAGCCAUACAUUAUAGUCGGGUUGCACUUUGAUCAGGAGGUGAACCGCUACAAAGGGAAAAACUACCCCAUCAUGAAUGUCCACGAGCGAACACUCAGCGUGCUGGCUUGUCGAUAUGUGUCAGAAGUGGUGAUUGGUGCACCCUUCGCAGUCACAAAAGAUUUGCUGGAACAUUUCAAGGUGGACCUCGUAUGCCAUGGGAAGACGGAAAUAUAUCCUGACAAGGAUGGCUCUGACCCUUACGCUGAGCCGAGGAGGAAGGGAAUCCUGCGUACCGUUGACAGUGGGAACAGUCUUACUACGGAUGCCAUUGUGCAGAGGAUAAUCAAAAACAGGUUGCUCUUUGAAGCGAGGAACCAGAAGAAAGAGGCCAAAGAGAUGGCUGUGAUCCAGGCCAUGAGGCGACAAGAGGAGGAGAAGACUAAAGAAAGAUCCCAGGCCGUGCUGUAGGAAGGCCCCAAAUAUGCACUUAGUGUCGACAUAACAACGAACAGCUCAAUUAAUCUAAGCUCAUGUACAGUACAAAUGCAACCCUUUUAUAUGCGUUAUUACACCGUCCCCACGUGAUCCCGGCUCAUGACGGCACUCCUUACAGCAGCCCGUUUGAAGCCGGGGCGGCGUAGUCCGCCGCGGGGUCAUCAGGUAUACCGCAUUUGUUCUCGUGGGCGGUUUUGUGUGUGUGUGUGUGUGUGUGUGUGGGGGGAUCGUCUGUGUAUUCAUAUAUUCGGCAUAUGCAAAUACAUGUUCAUGUCAGUCAGCAAUCAAACAGGCAGACGAUGGAGGGUGUAAACAUACGGAAGAUAUCGUGAUGUCUUCAAAUGUCUAUUUCAUCUCUUUGGAUAUUUUUUAUUUCUAAAGCACUUAUUUAUUUUCUUGCCUACAGAAAUAUUGAAAAAAUUGUGGAUGCCUGAGAUGCUGGUCCGCCAUUAAUCCGUAAACAGGAUGUGAUUUGAUAAGUUGCUUCUAAAGCACUGGGCUGCUUUCUGUCGAUCAUUGGAUGUAACCGCACAACUGAUCAAUGUAUAAACUGUAUGUACUGUAUCUAUGUAUUAUAAAAUAAUCAUAGGAGGUCCGGAGGGCACUAAAACCACGAGCGAAUCCCCCCGUUCCUCUGCAUCUAACCUGGGGGGCCUGGAUGUGAGAAGCUCUACUAAACUCUUUUGGGGACGCAUGUAAAUUUACUCUGGAAAUGAUCGGAACUGUCCUGUUUUCCAUGUAGAGCAGGUUUUUAACCCCUAAAUGACCGUUGGCCUUCUGAGUGGAGUUGUAUUAUUUUUUUAACCAACACUACUUAGCUUUUAUCCUAAUAUAGAGAAUACUACUGAGUUUUAACAGACUGGGUUAAAGCUUUAGUUUUCAUGCUAUAACUAUGACAAAUGCUCAGUGUGGUUGACUUGAUCAUGAAAUAGACCUCUUACUGUAAUUGAGCCGUGAGCAAUUUAACUUCUGUCUCUGUAUCAAAUGUGAUAAAAUAAUAUAUUUUUUGUAGAUCAGUAUUUUACUCCCCUCCUCUCCAUUAACUACUGUAUAGAUUCAUAUUGUAUAAAAAAAAAUUAUAAUAUAUCUGUAUGUCAAGUAGGAAUGUAUUCCUUGUAAGCUAUCAUGUGUAUGUUAUUGACAACUCCCAAGUUGAUAAAUACUGUAGAAUACUGUUAUGAUUACAGUAUAUUGCUGAUAAUAAUAACAUUUUUGUCUGAAAGACUAUUUGUCAUAUUCUUUUCCAUAACACUAAAACAUAUCUGGGUUUGGGAGUUUUGCAGAGUCUUACUGAUUUCUUAAGGAAUUGAUCUGAAUGAGUAAGCUGUGCAUUAAUUACAUGAUCAAAGGUUAAGGCCAGUUGUGGACACAGAAAUUAUGUUUAAUGUUUAAAAAAUUGCAAUGGAAAAGUUCUGCAUUUAAAUCUUUCAAAACAUAAAAUUGUUUGGGAAAUGAACUGGUAUGACUGCAUGUAAAUGUAAAAAUAAAAUAAUUAAUAAUAAAUGAGACUACCGUACUCCGAUCAUG
This is a messenger RNA of Gasterosteus aculeatus aculeatus (three-spined stickleback), 2986 nucleotides long. The record is from RefSeq and is a predicted model, not a curated record. NCBI's taxonomy places the organism in Eukaryota, Metazoa, Chordata, Actinopteri, Perciformes, Gasterosteidae.